AUGAAGGCGGGCAAGCAUGUUCUGAUACACAUCCCUCGUGGAGCGGCUGCUGACAGUGCCCUGCUUCGCGUGCAGGCCGAUGCGCGCCGCUUGGGUGGACAAUGCGCGGACAUGUACUUCCAAGAGCUCAACGUUACCGGGUCUUGGGCAGAGGCCAAGAAAGCCGGAGGGUACCACUACAGCGUAUCGCAGCAUGAUGCCAAGACUCCGGAGUGGAUUGCCUUCGGCAAGGUCGAGCUUAAAGUCGUUCAUGGACGUACGGACAGCGACCUCCUCUACUUGAACUUAUACGUGAAGCUUUUGGGGCGAGCGGGCUUUGCAGUCGGAGGUCUACUCGGAGAAGAUGACCACGAGGACGUGACCACCGCUCCUGACGCCUGCUCUCAGCGCUUAGCCCUUGUAGCAGGAACGCACCGCGACGGUGGCCCAGAGGUGGCUUCGGUCGCCGUAGCAGGCCUCGCUUGA
This is a messenger RNA of Prorocentrum cordatum, 465 nucleotides long. The record is from the annotation of a GenBank genome assembly. Lineage: Eukaryota; Dinophyceae; Prorocentrales; Prorocentraceae.